This is a messenger RNA of Exophiala dermatitidis NIH/UT8656, 2001 nucleotides long. RefSeq names its product protein-serine/threonine kinase. Gene Ontology annotation, biological process: peptidyl-serine phosphorylation; intracellular signal transduction. The record is from RefSeq and is a predicted model, not a curated record. The transcript has 3 exons. The coding region runs from base 1 to 2001 and encodes 666 amino acids. Gene Ontology annotation, molecular function: ATP binding; protein serine/threonine kinase activity. Lineage: Eukaryota; Fungi; Ascomycota; Eurotiomycetes; Chaetothyriales; Herpotrichiellaceae.
AUGACCAUGGAUCCCGACAACAACCCCAAUAAUAACAAUAACAAUAACAACAACAACAACAACUUGAACAACAACAAUCGUCUGCGGUUGAACUUUCAGUUCGACAACCAGCACAACUACGAUGCUGCCAAUGCACGCAUGUAUCCUACCACUCCUUCCACGUUCCCUCAGCCAAUCUAUGGUGGUCAGCCAGAAUACCCAGGCGGCAUGUUGUCUCCCAAUCCCACCACCACGAACGGCUACUUCCUGAACCAAGGCUAUUCUCAAGCGAACCAGCAGGCUCAGUACCAGCAACAGUACCAAUACCAAACCCCCGCUGGUCUCCAGUCCCCUCAGCCGGCAUACCAAGCAAACUCGCGGACCUACAUGGCCAACAAUAAUCAGAAUGACGGCACUACCGGCCUGAUCCAACAGUUCUCCAACCAGGACUUGAGUGCAACACCCUCCCGUGGCAACGCCAAUCGAGCACCAUCUCCUGCCAACUCGCGUCCUCGAACCGCUGGUGACGCUAGACAAGCGCAGGCUGCCAACUACCAGAACCACCUCGCCCCUCCCCUCCCUAGACCAUCCCCCAAGCCAGAGGAGGAGGAACAGAACCCACGCAAGUACUCUGACAAUAUCAUCAAGAGAGGGACUGCUGCGAAACAACUGGUCAACAGCUUCUUCCAGGAGAACAUUGAGCGGGCACGUGACCGUAACAGCCGUGCAAAGGAUCUGGAUGCCCUGUUGAAGGAUCCCAAUCUCAGUGAGAUCCAGAAGCAGAAGGAGAUCAACACGUUGGCUCAGAAGGAGGCGCGUUUCCUGCGAUUUCUUCGUACCAGAGAGACACCGCAGAACUUCCAAACCAUCAAGGUCAUCGGCAAAGGUGCAUUUGGAGAAGUCAAGUUGGUCCAGCGCAAAUCCGACGGCAAGAUCUAUGCGUUGAAGUCUCUGAUCAAGUCCGAGAUGUUCAAGAAGGAUCAGCUGGCCCACGUGCGAGCGGAGCGCGACAUUCUUGCGGAUUCUAAGGACAACCCAUGGCUUGUCAAGCUUCAUGCCUCGUUCCAAGACUCGGCUUUCCUCUACAUGUUGAUGGAGUUCUUGCCCGGUGGCGACUUGAUGACCAUGCUGAUCAAGUACGAAAUCUUCUCCGAAGACAUCACUCGGUUCUACAUGGCUGAAAUUGUCAUGGCGAUCGAAGCGGUUCACAAGCUUGGCUUUCUUCAUCGUGACAUCAAGCCAGACAAUAUCCUGUUGGAUAGAGGUGGUCACAUCAAGUUGACGGACUUCGGUCUCUCCACCGGUGGUCGGAAGCAACAUGAGAACUCGUACUAUCAAGCACUUCUUAAGUCGAAUGCCACUGACAAGGCGGGAAAUCGCAAUUCGAUGGCUCUGAAUGAGCAGAUCAAUCUCACCGUUAGCAACCGUGGAUUGAUGAACACUUGGAGAAAGUCUCGUCGUCACAUGGCGUAUUCCACUGUUGGCACUCCCGACUACAUUGCUCCCGAGAUCUUCCUGGGUCAGGGUUACACUUAUCUCUGCGAUUGGUGGUCUGUCGGCGCGAUCAUGUUCGAAUGCUUGGUUGGUUGGCCACCCUUCUGUGCUGAAGAUACCCACGACACCUACCGUAAGAUUGUCAACUGGCGUGAGACACUGUAUUUCCCCGAGGAUUUGGUUUUGGGACGAGAUGCUGAGGACAUGAUCCGAAGCUUCCUCUGCGACGCGAGCGAUCGUCUGGGUAGGGAAGGAGGUGCCAUUGACGGCGCAUCAUCCAUCAAGAGACAUCCAUUCUUCCGAGGUGUUGUCUGGGAUCAAUUGCGAAAGAUUCGAGCACCAUUUGAACCAAGACUCUCUUCCAACAUCGAUGUCAGCUAUUUCCCCAUCGACGAAAUCCCGCAAGAGGACAAUAGCGCAGUUCAUCGAGCACAUGCCCGACAGGUUGCUCCAGAACAAGAUGCGGAGAUGAGCUUGCCGUUCAUUGGAUACACCUACAAGGCGUUCAAUGCAUUCCAGAACUCUUGA